CGAACGAACGCUCUCGCUCGUUGAAUUGGUAUUUGUGAAUUUUUCAGUGUAAUACCUACAUUUUCGAAAUAUUUUUUUCUUUCAAUGCUAAGAAGUGUCAGUCUAUAUGUGUAAUAAAUGUGUACAAUUACCGUCACGGCAAUGGAUUGGAUUAUAUUAACAAUAAUGGAGCUAUCGCGCCUAGUAACAUCGCAAGCGCUCACUGCCUUCCGACUGCGAUGACCAAGCGACGACAGCGGGAAUCAUGAUCGCCAAUUUACCGCUUCUUUUUGCCAGUGGCAAUCCGACAGCGCUAUCGAAAAUUAGUGCUAAACAGCUGGAGAAGUUUAUUACUUUUAUGGUGACAUGUUCCUGGGGUCAUGACACUGCCAAAGAUAUUCGCCAGCCUCCAUGGUGGCCGAAAGAUGUGACAUUUUCCCACCCUUUUGUCAGACCAAUAGAGGUCCCCAAAGACUGGGAGGCAAGGUUGAAGAACCUUGUAAAGAGAUGCUACGAAUUCCACAAAAGUUCAUUUUUGCUGGUGUUUUCAGCUCAACUGGCACGCUACCCACGCAACAGGCUCAGGUAUGUUGACAACCGCGAUCAUACUACGUCUCUCUAUUAUCGUCCGAGUGGUCGGCUUCUUGUCACAUUCAGAAAUGAGAAUAUCAACUAUGACAGAGAUGUACCGAUAGACUUGGAGGAUUCACCUCACCAACUGCCACCGCCGCCUGCUGAUAUAUAUUUGUGUGACAGUUGUGACAAUCACUUUGAUAGUUUAGAAUUAUUAACAGCACACGAGAGGCUUUGUAAUAUUGAAAAUGCAGGAUCUAAUGGCGGAGGUCUUCCUGAGUUUCUUUCUGCCUUAAAGCUACAACCUAUUGGUAGUCAAUCACAAGCAUUGAAUCCUAAAAACUGUCAAAAUGAAAUCAAGCCCAGGAAUGCAAGAAGUGCAGCCAACAUUGACAGGGGGCCUCCAUAUCCAUUCUCAUCUUUAGCUUAUAUGAGAAAUGCCAAGUCAAACAUACAGAGAGAUACCAGCUAUUCGAGGGAAAGAAUAGAGAGGUACUGCAGUGCCCCAUUCCCUGUUAAUAAAACCUUAGUUAGUAAAACUAGGAAUCAACAGUUCCCGGUACGGUACAGAAGACCAAUUGAUUACUGGUACAGGCGACACACAUUUCCAAAUCAGAGAAACAAACGGAUUCUAGAUCUGAAAGGUCAAUUGUUGCUAUUAAAAUGCCGCCCAGUUUCAGUAGACAUUGAGCUGAUGACAGAAAAAGGAGUACAGGACUACAUUGAGAAUUUGAAGCAGGAGGCAGAGAGAAGAAGAGUUGCGGCCGAGAAGGACGUUAUAUAUGUGGAUGGAUUAGAGUAUAGUGACCUCACGUCAGCAAGUGAAACGAAAGAUCCCCUGAAUAGGUUAGAGGAGUGUGAGGUUAUUGAUCUUUGUUCUGAUGAUGAAGGAGGAAGUGUGAAUGAGAACUGUGAUCCCCGUGCUGGGAUAGCUUGUGUGAUGCGUGGUGGUGCAGUGCUUCGACGAGCAGUGCCUCCAGCCACGCCUCGUCAGUUGCCUGCAGAACCGUGUGGUGCUCGUCACCGCCCGCUGCCAGUGGAGACCUGUGGUAUCCGUCAUCGCCCAUUGCCAGGGGCUGUUCUACAACCGCACCCUGUCAUUCUCAUUGCGCACACACUAAACCAUUUACAGACUAUAUCUCUAGAGUGAUUCUGAGCAAUUUGCCCAUAAUAGGUAUGUUACUGAUUAUUUAUUAUUCCUUAAUUAUUAAAAAUUUUAAUGUUCUGUGUAUGUUUCAUUUUCUUGGGGUUGCACUAACAAAGGGGGAUGACAUGCAAUCCUAUAUUGCUAUGUAUAUUUUUCUUUUAAGAAUAUUUAUGAACUAUUCCCAUUAAUCAUCAUUUUGGUAUCUUAUAGUUUAACAGAUAUUAAAACAACAGCUAUGGAUUUCUAGUGGUAAAUUUUCUGGACACAGUUACAGCUAAGCAGAUUUAAGUAUAAUAUAUUAAAAUAUAUAGUAGGAGAGCUAGCUACGUCACGAAAAAGUUCAUUUUAGGAUGGCUAAUUUUUGUAUAAUUCCCAAAAUUUCUCAAAAUUUCUCCGAAUCUUCAGAAUAUUUCCAAUUUUUUACACUUUUUGAGGCAAUUGAGAGAAAAAAUGGGUUAUCUCCGAAAAAAUGGGAAUACGAUUUUCUCCCGUAUUUUUCGAGCUUCGAUGUACUUACUACUGCAGUUAUAUUGAACUUUUCUAUUAAAAAACACGAGACAACAAAAUACAAGCGUUUACACUCGUGUAGGCGACGCCAUGUUGAAAAUAGCAGCUGUGGCUAUACUUCUCUCCCUCUACCGCUCUCUGUCUCAGCUAUCUCUCUCACACAACCGACGAAUUAGUUUCCGCACCCUUAACUCACCUAUUCUCCCCGAAACUUAAAUUAAUUUAAAUUCUCAUUAAGCAACAGAAUUUCUGUCUGGUAUAUUUUUAUCAUAUUUCUUUAUUGCUGAACGAC
This is a messenger RNA of Chilo suppressalis (striped riceborer), 2498 nucleotides long. NCBI's taxonomy places the organism in Eukaryota, Metazoa, Arthropoda, Insecta, Lepidoptera, Crambidae. The record is from the annotation of a GenBank genome assembly.